GCAGCGGAGAGCAGCAAUGGUUGAGUCAGCCAGAACCGCAGUGGAGCCGCACUGAGGCAAAGCAAGUUAUACCCCCCCUGUCUGGGGACUAGCACAAGAAAUAGGGGGAGAAGAAGAAGAGAGGAGAAGGAAAUUGUAUACUGCCAAAACCUGAAUGCCGCCUGUUCAAUCAGAUUAACCGGGCAACCCGGAAUUCCAAAACUCCUGCUGCAACAGAGCUCCCGAAUUCGAGCUACAAGAUGACCGUAGUGGCAGGAGAUAACAUGGACGAGACCGUGGCAGUGCCGGGGCACCCGCAGGACUCAUACCCCCCCGACCACGAAGACCACGACUGCUGCGAGAGGGUGGUCAUCAACAUAGCGGGGAUGCGGUUCGAGACACAACUCAAAACUCUCUCCCAGUUCCCCGAGACAUUGCUAGGCAACCCCAAGAAGAGGAUGCGCUACUUUGACCACCUGAGAAACGAGUAUUUCUUUGAUAGAAACCGUCCCAGUUUCGAUGCCAUCCUCUACUAUUACCAGUCUGGCGGUAGACUGAGAAGGCCCGUCAACGUCCCGUUGGAUAUGUUUUCGGAAGAGAUAAAGUUUUAUGAGUUGGGAGUGGAUGCCAUGGAGAAAUUCCGUGAGGAUGAGGGCUUCGUUAGGGAGGAAGAACGUCCUUUACCUGAAAAGGAGUUCCAGCGUCAGAUCUGGCUGCUUUUUGAGCACCCAGAGAGCUCCGGUCCAGCCAGAGGGAUUGCUAUAGUAUCUGUUAUGGUCAUUUUGAUUUCUAUAGUCAUCUUUUGUUUAGAGACUUUACCUGACUUGAAAGAAGACCCUAGGGGUCGGUUUAAGACAGUAGGGAACCAUACUUUUUUCUACAAACCAAACAUCCUAACCGAUCCCUUCUUCAUUAUUGAAACUCUUUGCAUUAUCUGGUUCUCGUUUGAGUUGUUAGUGCGUUUUUUCGCGUGUCCAAGUAAGGCGGUCUUCUCCAAAAACAUGAUGAACAUUAUUGAUAUAGUGGCCAUCAUUCCUUACUUCAUCACACUGGGAACGGAGCUGGCUGAGGACCCCGAAGACCAGGACGAGGGCAUGGGGGAGCAGGCAACAUCUCUGGCCAUCCUCAGGGUGAUCCGUUUGGUCAGAGUGUUUAGAAUCUUCAAGCUGUCACGACACUCCAAAGGAUUGCAGAUCCUGGGACAGACCCUCAAGGCCAGUAUGCGCGAGCUCGGAUUGCUAAUCUUCUUCCUCUUCAUUGGAGUCAUCCUGUUCUCCAGCGCGGUGUAUUUCGCAGAGGCCGAGGAGAAAGGGUCGCACUUCGGCAGCAUCCCAGAAGCCUUCUGGUGGGCCGUGGUAUCUAUGACAACUGUGGGCUAUGGGGACAUGGUGCCUGUCACUAUAGGGGGUAAGAUAGUGGGCUCCCUUUGCGCCAUAGCUGGUGUGUUGACGAUUGCGCUCCCAGUGCCUGUCAUUGUGUCCAACUUCAACUACUUCUACCACAGGGAGACCGAGGGAGAGGAGCAGGCCCAACUCUUAAACGUUAGUGAACCAAACAUUAGUGAAAGCAAUUCUAGUCGCCGUAGCUCGUCCACUGUCAGCAAAUCAGAGUACAUGGAGAUUGAUGGAGAUAUAAAUAAUAGCAUCGACAACUUUAGAGAGGCAAACCUCAGAACUGGCAAUUGCACUAUAGCCAACCAAAACUGUGUAAAUAAAAGCAAGCUGCUCACAGAUGUGUAGAAUUAGACACCACGGGACUUAAAUGAUGCCGUCACAUGUUAACUGCACUAGACCGUCAGGUCUGAAAGCUUCAUUCGCCUCCUAUAAGCGUUCUAGCAUUACAACAGCCAUGCGCAGCAAUUUGAAAGUAAUUAUUACAGGGAGAAAAAAGAAAAUGAAGCUGUUACUAGAGAAUAUAACAUAUAGAUUGAGUAAAUUCAUUAUUCUAAAAUGAUCCUUUAAAUAAGUAUUGAAAAAGAAAAAAGAAACAACUUCUAUUUAACAAGCAAAUGCGGGCGUCCUUGGAGGAACACUUAAUCAACAGCACUCACGAGGACAUAUCUGUCUUUAUCAGACGAAGCCAGGCGUCGUAAUUCAAAUGUAAUGCAUGGAUUACAGAUAACAUUUCAGCAAGUUGCACAAUGCAUCAAGGAGAAAAUGCAUCAGAAAUAUGCUCUGCUGCCUGCAGAGAGAGAGAGAGAGAGAGAGAGACAGAGAGACGCAAGUCAGCAUCUGUAGCAGUCAAGACAGUGGUUGGAUCGAGCGACGCCUCGCCCGAAGUCAGAGAGGCUACUCCUCUACCCCUCUGUCAUCAAAGGAUUUACUAUCCAGCAAAGUGCCCAGGAAAAAGACUGAUCGCUGAUCUCCUGGUUUGGAUGAUGACGAGGAGGAUCUAGGAUACGGACAUCCGCAAUGCUGCUAUUUUCCAGCAGUAAGAUGCUGUAAUUAUGAUAUCACUAAGUGAUUCAACGGGAUUUUAGCCCUUUAAAUGCAAGACAGCACAAUUAUAUAACAAAAGAGCUUCACAUGAGCAUGUUUAGAAACUCUCCAUACAUGUUGAUAUUGGCAUGCCUGUUGAUGAGACAUAACCUCAUAAUAAUGGAGAAAAAAAUAUUUUGGAUAUUUGCAUCCCCCUUAUGCCUUCAUUCGAUUCUUCCACCCAUUUAUGCUUUUGUUUCACUGAGAGUGCAGUACUGGUUUCAAAUAGGUUUUUCAUUUCAAAAUGCUAAUCGUUUAGAAGUAUCUAGGGAGUGAAUGUUAAAAAUCGUAAGGGAAACAGUAACUAAACUAAGAUCAUAGCAUGAGAAAAAUCAACCUGCAUUACGGCCUAUCGACUAGAUACUGUGUAUACUAGUAUAUCUAAUGCAUGACGUCAGUAUUCAGCUUGUUGCAGUUACAGACACUGAAUAGUGUCUCAUACUGUCAUGGAAACGAAACGUGGGUAAUUUAACAAAAAAAUCCCUGAAACGUUUCUGAAAUGUGACAAAAUACAGUAUAUCCAAACCCAACUCCGGGGUUCAGACUUAAAACGUUCUCGAUCAAAGAAGCAGAAUAAAUACCUAUUAUCAAAAAUGCAUAUUCUCCUAAAUACGCAACAAGUAUUACAGUAUUACUUCAAUAGUGCAAUGCAUGGACC
This is a messenger RNA of Oncorhynchus tshawytscha (Chinook salmon), 3114 nucleotides long. RefSeq names its product potassium voltage-gated channel subfamily A member 1-like. Gene Ontology annotation, cellular component: voltage-gated potassium channel complex; juxtaparanode region of axon; dendrite. Bases 240 to 1718 code for a protein of 492 amino acids. The record is from RefSeq and is a predicted model, not a curated record. Gene Ontology annotation, biological process: potassium ion transmembrane transport; protein homooligomerization. Gene Ontology annotation, molecular function: delayed rectifier potassium channel activity; protein binding. Lineage: Eukaryota; Metazoa; Chordata; Actinopteri; Salmoniformes; Salmonidae. The transcript has a single exon.